ACGAAUGGGCCCACUUAUAAUUUUUGCAUAGGGGCCCAAAAAUCCUAGCUACUCCACUGACUGAACUUUGUCAUUGAAGUGCAUGUGUAGCUUGAAAUGUGUGUUUGUUAAAAUUGUACAGUUGAUACCCAAUAUAUCCAGCCUUUUUCUUCUUCAUUCAGCUGCUUUUCUUUCUGGAUUUCUUUUCUUAUCCUUUGUCAAUCCAAGAACAAGUGUUGUAUCCCCAACAUAGGUUACUAUCCCCAACUAUUGAGCCUCAUCUACACGAGAGAUUGAACUCAGGACUUCUCGGUUUAGCAACCACGAACUUUACAAGCUCUUGAUUUUGAUCUGAAGGAAAUACAAUGAGGCCUCAAUUUCGUAGCAACCGUUUCAAAGGUGAGCAUUUACGAACAAACCUAUUCAGCAACAAAUCCAAAAACAUCUGCCAACGGAAAACUCAGAACACAAACCAAAUAAGUUUUUGCAAAAAGAAUUGCAGAAAUAAUCAUAGAGGUUUUAUUCCUAUAAGGGAAUUCGCAAUUGAUCAUUUACCACCUAGGUAUCAAAACAAAGCAGUUUAUCGCAACAUCAGACGCCUGGCAAACUUAACUACAAGAAUCGUAGUCAACGAAUUUAGAAAUUCGAAAAGGCUAGGGACAGGUACAGUGACUGGUGUGCGAUUUGUCUACGACUGGAAAGACGAUAUAAAAUUCGCGUGGGUUGAGAUCACAACAGCAUACCACGUUGUUCCCAGUCAGAGGAGUGCUCUUCAUACAAGGGCCGAGUUAUUUUAUGAUGAUAAUCUUUCCAGGCGAAAUGUUGAAUACUUGAAUGGCAGUCAUAUUGUCUCUAGCAAUCCUGAAGAGGACUGGUGUAUCCUUGCAACGUAUACGACGGAUCCAAGGCUAGCUUUUGAACUCGCAGAACAGCUAAAAGAAUUUGAAAAGCAAAGCAGAAGAGUAAACCGAAUGUUCUCUGGAAUGUCAGAUCUUGCGAUCAUAGUGUCACAUCCUCACGGAGGGCCCAAGCACGUUUCUAUCGGGAAGCUAUCACUUGAAGAACCGGAGAAAAUUGUGUUCAUAGGCAACGGUUUUGCAAUCACUGCUGUUGUUAAUGGUGACACUACGGUUUAUACACUACAUUUUAAAUUAAAAGAUAUUGUGAGAGGAAAAUAUGCUGAAGAGGUCGGGAUUGAAUGUGAAAUUUGGUUUCCUGACGAAACAACAUCUUUAUACCCCCUGUGGCAGAUGGACCGCUUGGUUCGACAUACAAAACAUGAACUCUUCAUGCAAGGAGGAUUACGGAAUUUUCGAGAAGACGAUAUGUACAUGGAGCUUGAGUUACCUGAGGGUCAGCGGCAAGUGAUGGACGACACCAAAUCUCUGGACUACUACAAGGAUGACUUAUCCCAGGCUUUCAGAAUCUUCCUCAAACAGAAACCGCUGGAUUUCGGUAAUAGCGUAGCUUUCAAGACAAACAGAGCUUCACCAGUUUGCUAGCUAGAAGCGUAAUUUGAUAGGGAGAUAAUUAUAAAUGUAGAAAUAUUUCGUUUAGAAAUAUUAGCACUCGUCGUGUUUAAAAUCGUAAUAUAAAGUUUUUUUCUAACGAACAUGACUGACGUUAAGAAACGUAUUGGUGACUGAACAUAGAUCUGACUAUACAAUAAACUCAUGCCGAUAGGUCUGAAAGGGGGAACUGCCUUGCUUACUUUACAAUACAUCUUACAGAAUUGUCUAUAAUACUAUUUUUUUUGUUUUAAAUAAACAAAAAAAAAAAAAACAACAGUUUAAUAUAAAAAAUUUAAGCUUAAAUUACUAAUAAUUAAAUUUUAAUUUAUAUUUCUAUUCUUUAGAUUAAAAAAAAUAAAUAAAAGCAAACUUUUAAAGGAUACAGACAUAUAAAACAAAGACUAUUGGUUAUUAUUAGAAAAGUAAAUAUAACUAAUUUUCUUUCAUAUCCUUUGUUCUAUAACAAGAAAACUUCUCGUGUCCUAUCUUAAAUUAACAAAGAAAUGCACUUUGGUCUAAGUGUUAUUGAUUAUUUUUAUCACUCCACAUUUCCUUUUUGUGUUUCGUGUUUCAAUACAUUUUUAUAUUUCACGAAAUACUCAGGUUGCCGAUUCUUAUAAAUAGUUUUGUUACAACCAUCCAAAAAGAAAAUUCUCCACAUUGUAAUUUAAAAAAAAAAUUAUGAAGUAGACUAUUAAGCCAAACUAUCUCAAAUCCUCAUUUUUUUAAAUUUUUAAAAUAUUGUUUAGCUUUUAUGCGCUGAAUGAAGACUUGACUGUCAAUUUUGUUUUAAAUUGAAUACGUUCCAUAGCAUCAUUUUUAUAUAUAUGUAAAUCUUGCAUUGCUUGUAACAUGAAGGAUAGAAUUUAAGAGUAUACACAGCGAUAAUAUUUUGAUGUUGUUUUUUAAAGCUAAUAUUUUUUCUAACGAUGUGUUAUGAAAUGUUCCGUUUUAGCAGCUAUAUAUUAUGAUCCUAAGUGAAUCAUACCAAGAUUUUGAAAGAAUAUUUCUUUUAGCUUAUAGUAUCUUAAGUCUAAUAAUAUCACUAAUUGUAGGCUGAAGCACGUUAAACGAUAUUUACUACGUUUUUUAUAUUUGAAAUUUGUUUCAUAUUAUAUGUUUUUUUUUAAAAAUUAAGGAAUCUAGUCUGAAAAGAUGAAUUAAGUCCAAAAAAGAUUUUUGACAAAAAAGCAACAUAAUGGAACUUUAAUUUUUUUUUUAUCUAACCUGUUUAGUAGCUGAUCAAUCUUAAAAUAAUCAUCUUACUUAAACAUGUCAAAUAACUUGGUUCAAAAUUUAAUAGGCGAAAAAUCCCAAUACAUUAUUUUGAAGGGAUUGUGUGAAAAUCUUUCAAUAACGAAAAUUAAAUAAUUCUAAAAAUAAUAAGCAUGUUGAAUUUAAUUAAUUAAAUUUCUUUUACCAUUAAUAUGUUGUACAUAAUAUUGUACAUGUACUUUCAUGUUUUUCUAUAAUUGAAAUUGUAAUAUAUUAAAGAAAACUUUUGGGGAUUCAAUUGUUAAAAAAUAGGGUCUUGUCGUUGAAAAAGAGUAAUACACCAUUUGGUGGUUCCCUAGUGUCUGUAUAAUAAGUAGUGAAUGUUUUCCGUUUAGAAGCAUGCUGAUGAAGUAGAGUUUAUCUGUUUCUGUGACAACGGCUUAUUAGGGGAUAAUAUGGAAGUUCUAUGUUAAGCUACUUUCGCUUUCCCUAACGUCAGGCGGUUCAUCCUACACGCCAAGAUCCAAACUCGUGACUUUCGAGUUAGUAGUCGAGCGUUUUAUCGGCUAAACCAUCCAGUUCAUAUAAAUAAUAUGAACAAAAAUGAACAAAAGCCCCGCAUGCAUUCGUGUUAAUUAAAUAAAAGACAUGAUAAAUAAAUCUGUGUCUUUAUGAUACCCCAGACUUGCACAUAAGUGUGUCAUUUAAAACUAAUCCAUAAAAGUCUUGUAUUUUCCCGAUAUUGCGAGAAUUGUAUUUGCUUAUUCAUAUGUAUAAUUAUUCUUUUUAAAAUUAUUACAUUAAUUAGUUAAUUUUAUUUAAAAAUAUUGUAUACAUUUGUGUUGUUUGGUUUGGUGUACAGCAAAUGUAUAAAUACAAUGGAAAAAUUUAAAUA
Physella acuta is the source of this 3600-nucleotide messenger RNA. RefSeq lists its product as uncharacterized. The record is from RefSeq and is a predicted model, not a curated record. Lineage: Eukaryota; Metazoa; Mollusca; Gastropoda; Physidae.